GAAACCACACGUUGAACAGUUGAAGUUCCCUCCAAGACUUGUGACUGUUAGCUGGUGGCGUUACGAUUCACGGCCAUGGCUUACGCACCGUCGCCCAUGUCGGUUCAACCGGGUCGGAUUCGGACCCUUAAAGAAGGUUCGCGCGAAAAAGCGGGUCCCGUUGUGUACUGGAUGUUCAGAGAUCAACGAGCGAUAGACAACUGGGCUCUCAUCCACGCCGUUCGUGAGGCCAACAAAGCCAACGUUCCCGUAGCCGUUGUUUUCAAUCUCUUCCAUAGCUUUCUGGGCGCGAAAUCUCGUCAUUUAGGGUUCAUGUUGAGGGGUUUGCGCCAAUUGUGCCACCGCAUGCAACACACACUUCAUAUCCCCUUUUUCUUGUUUCGGGGUGAAGCAGAGGAUACUAUACCAAAGUUUCUUAGAGAAUGUGAAGCUUCACUUUUGGUGACGGAUUUCUCACCGUUGCGGGAAGUACGAAAGUGUAAAGAAGAGAUUUGCAAGAGGGUAGGCGGUUUUGUUACCGUCCAUGAAGUGGAUGCUCACAAUGUUGUCCCCCUUUGGGUUGCUUCUGAUAAGUUGGAGUACAGUGCUAGGACCAUAAGGGCUAAGAUAAACAAAAGGCUUUCUGAGUAUCUCAUUGAUUUCCCUAACAUUGAACUUGAACCCCCAAUUAGGAAGUGGGUGGUCACUGACAACCACUCCAUUGACUGGGAUGAUCUCAUUGCUGAUGUGUUAAGGAGAGGAGCUGAGGUUCCUGAAGUUGAGUGGUGUGAACCUGGGGAAAAUGCUGCAAUGGAAGUGCUAAUGGGAAGUAAAAAUGGGUUCUUGACUAAAAGGUUGAAAAAUUAUUCUGUAGAUCGCAACAACCCGUGCAAACCCACUGCACUUUCUGGCUUAUCACCCUAUUUGCAUUUUGGACAGAUAUCUGCUCAGCGUUGUGCUUUAGAAGCACGUAAGCUGCGAACUUCACACCCUCAGGCUAUUGAUGCUUUCGUGGAGGAAUUGGUUGUGCGGAGAGAGCUUGCUGAUAACUUUUGCUUUUACCAGCCUCAUUAUGAUUCAUUGCAAGGAGCAUGGGAGUGGGCUCGUAAGACCUUGCUCGAUCAUGCCUCUGAUAAACGAGAACAUAUUUACUCGAGGGAGCAGUUGGAGAAGGCACAGACUGCUGAUCCCCUCUGGAAUGCUUCUCAGCUGGAGAUGGUUCAUUAUGGGAAAAUGCAUGGUUUUAUGCGAAUGUAUUGGGCCAAGAAGAUACUUGAAUGGACACGAGGACCUGAAGAUGCCCUUGAGAUAUCUUUAUAUUUAAAUGAUAAGUAUGAAUUAGAUGGGAGAGAUCCAAAUGGUUAUGUUGGCUGCAUGUGGUCAAUUUGUGGGGUUCAUGAUCAGGGUUGGCGAGAGAGGCCCAUUUUUGGGAAAAUCCGAUACAUGAACUAUGCAGGCUGCAAAAGGAAAUUUGAUGUCGAUAAAUACAUUGCAUAUGUCAAUAAAUUAGUUAGUGAGCUGAGAAAGAGAAAGGCUGAAAACUCGCUAUCUCGAAAGGAGAAAGUACCACGCCGUUGUGAUCCUGAAAACUGAAGGAGCAUAUAUAUGCUUCUACGUUUCUUGGCAUAUUUUGUUUUUAGGCAGAGUAGCAUGGUAACGUGCCGUUGUUUGGCUUGUGAUAUUUGAACCAGGGAACAUGAUCCGCAUUCUUGACCACUUUGUUUGGAUGCAAUGAUUUAAGAAUGUAAAAAAAAAUUGAAAGAAAUGAUUUAACAGAAAAAAGGUGAACUUUCC
Molecule: messenger RNA, 1773 nt
Organism: Abrus precatorius (Indian licorice)
Lineage: Eukaryota; Viridiplantae; Streptophyta; Magnoliopsida; Fabales; Fabaceae
Product: deoxyribodipyrimidine photo-lyase
Exons: 9
Coding region: 76-1572 (498 amino acids)
Biological process (GO): photoreactive repair
Molecular function (GO): deoxyribodipyrimidine photo-lyase activity
Source: RefSeq, a predicted model, not a curated record